AUGUCUGGAGGCGUCAACAAAGAACUGGUUGAUCUUCGACGCGUCGAAACUGGUCAAAACUUGAUCGAGAACCCAUCCUGGUCCGUGGGGCUACGUCAGAAAUGCAUCACCAUGGUGCUGUCUGCCGUCUGUGCGGCGGGCUGGACGCCUGUCGACUCCUUGGACUCAUCCAAGGACACCAAGAGUUCUUCCUCAAAGGAUGCGAGGAAUACUCCUCCCACGCGUGCUCUGACUGUUUUGAUAAUUCCUCUUUGGGACCCUGGCUGCAUCGCCUCGUUUCAGGCCACUGCACGCAUCGGUCUCCCCCUCGGCCAGCCCCGAUCGGCUCCACCGAUGAUGUGA
Penicillium riverlandense is the source of this 342-nucleotide messenger RNA. RefSeq lists its product as uncharacterized. The coding region runs from base 1 to 342 and encodes 113 amino acids. The record is from RefSeq and is a predicted model, not a curated record. NCBI's taxonomy places the organism in Eukaryota, Fungi, Ascomycota, Eurotiomycetes, Eurotiales, Aspergillaceae. The transcript has a single exon.